AUGAGCCUGCCAAAUGGCGACAUAGCCGCUGGAACGGAGCGAACCCUGGCCCAACAGGCAGAACCCUCAAAUGCCGAGAGACCGAUCUCGACCGCAGAGACAGAGAACGCAGACAAGAACACAAGCAGCCCAGCGCCGGGAACCACGGACCCAGCAACCCCUCGAAAACCUGCGCGCCCAAAAGCGAAGAGACCCAAUUACGCCUUCAUUCAUAGAAAUCCAUUGCCAUUGGAAGUCCACCCACUCCCGGCCUUCCAUCCAACAAAUCCUCUUUCACUACUACGAAUUGCAUAUGCGUACUUGUCACUGCUCAUAUCGCCUCCUGCAUCCCAGCCAACAAGUCUGUACAUCGGCUACUUCUCGUCGGAGACCCGAUCUGUCCAUGUCACGGAUCCAAAGCACGUUCGAGCGUUGUGGGAAAUGGGAUUCUUCGGCAAGGGUACCUUGAGUCGCAGUGAACCGAGCUGGGUGGAGCGCGAGAAGGCGAGAUUAAAGGCAAAGCGGGUCGGUGGUGGUACCGCAGAAGAAGCAACGAAUGCUAGGAGAGAAAAGCGGCGAGCAUUUAAGCUGGAGCGAGCACGAGCAGAGGCCGAGAAGAUCGAGCGACAGAGGAAGGUCGAACAAGGCCUGUUGCCAUUGGAGGCGCUGACGUUGGACGAGCCUACCGAGGUGGCGGGAGAUAUUGAACCAUUGAUUGCGAGAAGCGACGCCUCGGAGGUGACAAGUCAUCCCGCUGCGAGGGCCGCAAGAUCGGCAAGCGUUUCGAGCAGCGAGGACGAGGAGCAAGAAAUUGAGAACCAAGAACACCUGCAGUUGACUUGUGAAGAAGCCUUCUUCCUAUCGUACGGUCUGGGAGUGCUGGUUAUACGCACACCGUCAGAUUCGUCACGUCCGCCUUUCUCGACCUCCGAGCUGCUGCGCCAAUUCGAUCGGACAAGCACAUUCCCGCGAAAGCCUGCGACCCUGGAUGUGCCGCCGGACUCGCAAUUUAUGCUCAACUAUGUGGUCUAUCACCACUUUCGCUCUCUCGGUUGGGUCGUCCGCCCUGGCAUCAAGUUCUCGAUUGAUUACCUUCUCUACUAUCGCGGUCCCGUAUUCUCGCACGCCGAGUUUGCGGUCAUGAUAAUCCCCAGCUACUCAGACGCUUACUGGAACACUGAGGAGGGCAGAUCGAAGCGAAGGAUCAAAGAGGACAGUAAGGACUGGUGGUGGUUGCAUUGUGUGAAUCGGGUGCAGAGUCAGGUGUUGAAGACGCUGGUAUUGGUCUAUGUGGACAUUCCGCCACCCAACGAGUUCACAGGUGCCGAGACAUUGGAUAUUGGAGGGUUAUUGAAAGGGUACAAGAUCAGGGAGUUCGUAAUGAAGCGAUGGGUGGCGAAUAGGAGUCGAGAUUGA
Molecule: messenger RNA, 1395 nt
Organism: Zymoseptoria tritici IPO323
Lineage: Eukaryota; Fungi; Ascomycota; Dothideomycetes; Mycosphaerellales; Mycosphaerellaceae
Exons: 1
Coding region: 1-1395 (464 amino acids)
Biological process (GO): tRNA splicing, via endonucleolytic cleavage and ligation; tRNA-type intron splice site recognition and cleavage
Cellular component (GO): tRNA-intron endonuclease complex
Molecular function (GO): tRNA-intron lyase activity; nucleic acid binding
Source: RefSeq, a predicted model, not a curated record